UAUCUCUCAACCUUACAACAAAAAACUAUCUGCUGCUCGGCUCCCUCCCUCUCAUCAGGAGCUCUAUUUCCCGCUCCCUGAAGAGCCUCAACUCAACCGCUCUCUCUACAAAAUCUUGGUUUCAAUUCUAUAAUUUCCUGAAGUAAAUGCUGUUAGGGCUUUUGGGAGGUUUUUCUCUCUACUGCACGUCUUCUCAUAAACCUCUCAAAACAACAUCACCAAACAUGGCUGCCGCUUUCAGUGCUCUCUCCUCCUGUCCGUACACUUUCUUCUGCCGCCCUAGCUCCACCAAGCUUUGCGUUUCCUGCUCUGCUGGCUCCCCUACUACAACUACUAUAGGCAGUAGAAGAACGAAAGCUCCGCCGCGUAAAAGGACGGGAAGAAUGGAAGGGACAGGGAAAAGUAUGGAAGAUUCGGUUAAAAGAAAGAUGGAGCAGUUUUAUGAAGGGCCUGAUGGUCCGCCGCUGCGUAUAGUUCCAAUUGGUGGUUUGGGUGAGAUUGGGAUGAAUUGUAUGCUUGUUGGGAAUUAUGAUCGAUAUAUUUUAAUUGAUGCCGGUGUUAUGUUUCCUGAUUAUGAUGAGCUUGGAUUUCAAAAGAUUAUACCUGAUACCACAUUUAUCAGAAGAUGGAAACACAAAAUUGAAGCAGUUAUUAUAACACAUGGUCAUGAAGAUCACAUUGGUGCGUUGCCUUGGGUUGUUCCAGCUUUGGAUCAUAACACUCCGAUUUAUGCAUCAUCCUUCACGAUGGAGCUCAUCAAGAAACGGUUGAAGGAGAAUGGGAUCUUUGUUCCAUCUAGACUUAAGGUGUUCAAAACAAAGAGGAAAUUCACAGCUGGGCCUUUUGAAAUAGAGCCUAUCAGGGUGACCCAUUCUAUUCCUGAUUGUUGUGGAUUGGUCCUUCGCUGUGCUGAUGGUACAAUCCUUCACACUGGGGACUGGAAGAUUGAUGAAUCACCAUUGGAUGGAAAAGUUUUUGAUCGUGAAACUUUAGAGGAACUCUCCAAAGAAGGAGUUACAUUGAUGAUGAGUGACUCAACAAAUGUACUGUCACCUGGAAGGACACUUAGUGAAAGUGUGGUAGCUGAUGCAUUAUUGAGACGUAUUUCAGCUGCUAAAGGAAGGAUUAUCACUACUCAAUUUGCAUCAAAUAUACACCGCCUAGGCAGUGUGAAAGCUGCCGCUGAUUUGACUGGUAGAAAGUUGGUCUUUGUUGGCAUGUCAUUGAAGACAUAUUUGGAUGCAGCAUGGAAGGAUGGAAAGGCACCAAUUGAUCCGUCCACUCUAGUUAAAGUGGAAGAUAUUGAUUCUUAUGCCCCUAAGGAUCUGCUAAUUGUCACAACUGGAUCACAAGCAGAGCCGCGUGCAGCUCUCAAUCUUGCAUCAUAUGGAAGUAGUCAUGCCUUCAAACUGAACAAGGAAGAUGUUAUUCUUUAUUCAGCUAAGGUAAUCCCUGGUAACGAAUCUAGGGUAAUGAAAAUGAUGAACCGCAUAUCAGAGAUUGGGUCAACUAUUGUAAUGGGUAAAAAUGAGCUGCUUCACACAUCUGGCCAUGGGUAUCGUGGAGAAUUGGAGGAAGUGCUUAAAAUUGUGAAGCCGCAACAUUUUCUUCCCAUACACGGAGAACUUCUGUUUUUGAAAGAACAUGAAUUGCUUGGGAAAUCAACUGGCAUUCAUCACACUACUGUUAUAAAGAACGGAGAGAUGCUUGGGGUUUCUCACUUGAGGAACAGAAGAGUUCUAUCCAAUGGUUUUGUCUCCCUUGGGAAGGAAAAUUUGCAGUUGAUGUAUAACGAUGGGGAUAAAGCUUUUGGCACAUCAACUGAGCUUUGCAUUGAUGAGAGACUAAAAAUUGCAACAGAUGGUAUUGUAGUGGUCAGCAUGGAAAUUUUACGCCCUCAAAAUCUAGAUGGUCAAGUUGAAAAAAGUUUAAAAGGAAAAAUAAAAAUCACAACACGCUGUCUGUGGCUUGACAAAGGGAAGCUUUUAGAUGCACUCCACAAAGCUGCUCAUGCUGCACUUUCAAGCUGUCCGGUGAACUGUCCUUUAACUCACAUGGAAAGAACAGUGUCUGAGAUGUUGAGGAAGAUGGUAAGGAAGUAUAGUGGUAAAAGACCUGAAGUCAUUGCCAUUGCUGUGGAAAACCCAGCAGCAGUUCUUUCUGAUGAACUCAAUGCAAGGUUAUCUGGCAAUUCUCAUGUUGGCUUUGGGAUAUCGGCAUUGAGAAAAAUUGUCGAUGGGCAUCCAAAAGGAAAUCAGGUGGACAGGAAGCGACCUGAUGGAAAUGGUUAUGCACAUUUAGAGAAAACAUCACCUCAAAAUCUGGAAGUUGAUGAUAUUGAAUUUGAAAGAGAGCUACCUGAGGAAGAGGGUACUUCUUCAAGUUCUAACUUAGCUGAAGGACAUUCCUCCACCUCUGAGGAUCAAGAUGAUUUCCAGAAAUCAUCCGUUCCUUCAUCCUCCCCAGUCAAUGAAUUAGUAGAAAGUGAUGAAAGUUUGGUUCCACCAGGGGAACAGAUGAAUAAGCUCAAGGAAGAUGCUGUGGACAGUAGUGAUGAUGAAUUGUUGGAAAAUGAAAAUUCUAGACUGAAGCGUUCCAAAUCACGGAACAAAUGGAAACCUGAGGAGGUUAAGAGUCUUAUAAAAAUGCGUGGGGAAUUAAAUAGUAGAUUUCAAGUUGUAAGAGGUAGAAUGGCUCUGUGGGAAGAGAUAUCUACUAACUUAAUGGCUGAUGGGAUCAAUCGUAGUCCAGGGCAGUGCAAAUCUUUAUGGACAUCUCUGGUUCAGAAAUAUGAGGAAAGCAAGAACGGGAAGAAAGGGAAAAAAGCUUGGCCCUAUUUUGAAGACAUGGAUAAUAUUUUAUCUGAUUCCGAGACAAUGGCAACAAAAUGAUAGGAAGGAGGGGGGAACAGUGCUUUGAGUUUUUUGGAAGACCUGUCCCAAGCCUCAUGUUUAAUUGAAGCUGCAGAGAAUAAUCACUGUCAGGGACUUGCAGUUAAAUUACAAACAGGAAAUCAGACUUUCUUGAAGACACUUGAUCGAUGUGCGAACUAUUUGAUCUCAGAGACCUGCGACGACAAACAAGAAAUGAAAUCGUUUUGUAGCCACAAGCUUCUCCAAAAUUGGUCAGCAUAUAUACUAGAGAUAGGGAUUGUGAUAUAUUUGGCUUGGAGGAAGUUUAGCAUUUGUAAGCGUUGCUGUAACUCAACAGUUAAUUUGCUGUCCUUUUGUCAGUUGCUUUGCAUUCAAUCGAAAGGAUUUAGCUUCGUC
Messenger RNA from Populus euphratica (Euphrates poplar), 3269 nucleotides. RefSeq lists its product as uncharacterized. The transcript is spliced from 17 exons. The record is from RefSeq and is a predicted model, not a curated record. Bases 147 to 2891 code for a protein of 914 amino acids. Lineage: Eukaryota; Viridiplantae; Streptophyta; Magnoliopsida; Malpighiales; Salicaceae.